AUUUUUAGAAGUACUCUGUCGACACAGUUAUAUCACACCAACAUCAUAUUUAGAAAUGAUACAAACAUUUAAAAAAUUAUUACAUAAAAAACGUAAUGAAUUAACCACCAUGCGUAAUCGUUAUUUAAUUGGUUUAGAAAAAUUAGGAUUUGCUGCUAGUGAAGUUGGUAAAAUGCAAAUUGAAUUACGUGAUUUACAACCAUUACUUAUUGUGACAAGUGCUGAAACAGAUGAAUUAUUAAAUAAAAUAGCUAAAGAAUCUGUUGAAGUUGAAGCUCAACGUGAAAUUGUCGCCUCGGAUGAAAUGAUUGCGAAUCAAGCAGCUACUGUAUCAAAAUCCAUUAAAGAUGAAUGUGAAUCUGAUUUAGCUGAAGCAAUGCCAUUAUUAAAUGAUGCAUUGUCAUCUUUAGAUACAUUGAAACAAAGUGUGAGUUGA
This is a messenger RNA of Schistosoma turkestanicum, 436 nucleotides long. Lineage: Eukaryota; Metazoa; Platyhelminthes; Trematoda; Strigeidida; Schistosomatidae. The record is from the annotation of a GenBank genome assembly.